Candidula unifasciata is the source of this 1113-nucleotide messenger RNA. The record is from the annotation of a GenBank genome assembly. NCBI's taxonomy places the organism in Eukaryota, Metazoa, Mollusca, Gastropoda, Stylommatophora, Geomitridae.
AUGGCGUCGAUAUCAGAAACUUCCUACUGGAUCAACUUCUUUACUACAGCAGGGAUUCCUGCAGGGGACUCUGCCCAUUAUGCCAUCAUGUUUUCUGAUAACCGUAUAACCAAGGAGAUGCUGCUGGACCUCAGCAAGGAGUACCUUACAGACAUGGGCAUUUCCCGACUUGGUGACAUCAUUGCUAUCCUCAAACAUGCUAAACAUGUUUUUAAUCAGGAAGCCAAAGAUAAGGUGCUGAGAUCAACAUCAUUAACAUCACUGUCCUCAUCGCUGUCAUCAUCAAAUUCAUUUCUGCCAAUAAACACACCACGCAGAUCAACAGCUGCAAGUCGCAUGGUCAACCAAAUCACCAGCAAACAUCCUGAGGCAGGUCCCAUGAGCCAGUCACCCAUCCCCAAGCCUCCUCCUGCAGAUCCACCCAGGUCGAAAAGGAAAGUCUCUGUGUUUGACAGACUGGGAACUGAUGGAGUGGAGGAGACAGUCAUUGUAUCAUCCGACUCGACCCACGGGUCUCCGCCGUCAUCAGUCUUCAGCCGUUUGGGCGGGCGAUCUGCCUUAAAGAGGGCAGCAUCUUCAACAUCCUUUGACGAAGCUGAUGCCGAAGUGGGAAAAUCAGAAAGUUUACCCUAUGCUGGAGUGUUGAAGAACCCCGGCCCGCCAGCAGCCAAGAAAGCUAAUAUAAAACUGUCCAUUACUACACCACAAAAUAGAACACCUAUCAAGAUUAAAAAGACCAUUAAAAAUUCAAAUGCUGAAGAGGAGAGAAAAGCCUCACAAAUUCAGAGGCCAGAAGUGUCCACAACAACUGAAGGUGUGCUGUCAGAUUUUGCUAAGAAAGAUACUCCAUCGCUGAAAGACAGGCUGGGGUCCAAACUGGAAACCCCUAGCAGUACCAGUAGCUCUACUCCCAGAGCCACCCCUGGCUCCACGAGACCCAGUAGAUCACAAAUUCUAGGCCGGCUAGGAACUAAACAGGAAGAGUCUCCAGUCGUCUCAUCGACUGAACUAACAACAUCGAAGAUGAACAUGGACAAAAAAGUUAGCAAGGUUGCUGCAGAUGGCAAGAAGAAAGGAGUAUUUAGUAGAUUAGGUAGGAAGUCUGUGGGGUAA